Protopolystoma xenopodis is the source of this 2731-nucleotide messenger RNA. The record is from the annotation of a GenBank genome assembly. NCBI's taxonomy places the organism in Eukaryota, Metazoa, Platyhelminthes, Monogenea, Polystomatidea, Polystomatidae.
ACCGAUUGAUAGAGUUACUGCAUUCGCCCUGCCACAAUCUUACUCACGAGAUGCUUCUCGUUCUACCAAGGUUAAAAUUUCUCUUUAUAAACCAUCUGAUUCACUCGGACUCAUGGCAUCAAAUCCUGGGACCUUGGCUAUUGAAAAUCUCACCAAAAAUGGAAGUUUAUCUGAUUCUCUAGAGCUUACAGAAUCCAUUAAUGACACCUUUAUUAAUGCUUCUGCUUCUCUUUUGAGCUCCUCACACAGACCUUUCCCGCGAACUUUUAUUAAUGGAACAGCAACAUAUCUAAAUCAUUCCGUUUACACACACGGAGAAUUUUUAGACUAUGUCAGAUCAUCUAGCAUUGAAACGCUAUUCUCUAUUAACUCGUCAGCCUUGAAGUAUUUGAAUGAGACAUCGAGUGGAGUAACUUCACUUCUCCCCACAACUCCACCUACCCUUCAUAAUCGGUUUCAAAUGGAAAAAGCCGCGUUUUUUGUGCCUUUGGAUUUUCCCAAUGAGACUUCAGCAACACGUACUUCCGAAUUUACUUCGCUUUCGAGCAGAAGCCCUGUCGAACAGGCCUUAGAUACUACAAAUACCACAUCCGCCACGACUCUCCCUAAUCCGAAAUCCGCUUCGUCCACUUCGUCUGUCCCGGAAGCCUUCGUCCAGGCAGCUAUUAUUUUGAAUUCAUCUUCAGUUGACUCAAAUGAUUCUAGUAUGCUAUCUACUACAAAUAAUAUUUUUGCUACAGUAGCAACUUCUAUAUCGCCUUUAUAUCCUAAUAUGACAUUAAAACCUGUCAAUAAAUCUCUAGAUCUGGAAGCUUUUUCAUUUGAGCUGUCCAGAAUUGAAUCCACAUCUGCACCUAUUGGCCCAUACAUUAUUCAGCCUUCGGCAAUUUCUUCCAUUGAUCUUACUAAGACUACUGCCCCUCGAGCUUAUGCUGAACUUGGUAUAGAAAGCACUGGAGUUCCGCACUCUGGUAAGAGGUAUGCAAAUAGCCGCGAUACGGACAACAAUACCAGUUCACUUAGAAUCCCACUACCUUACCUAUCGCCGAACGACUCGUCGACAGACAACAGCAACCUAACCACGGCAUCUUUGGUCUCCUCUUUGUAUGCUUCGCUCCCAUACUCUCAUUCUAGUUCAGUUAUCCCCAGAAAUAUUAUCUCUUUAUCCAAGCCUCUUGCAGAUAUAGUAUCUACUAACAUCAGCUUAUCUCCAGAAGAACUUGGCCUUAAGCUUUUCUUCUUGGCUGGACCAUCAAACGUUAAUACUCCAUUUACUGAGCUACCUCCAAUUGAUGUGUUAAGUCCGGGCCUACCUAAACAUAAGAUUCAUUCUUCUAUUCAGAACAGACCAAACUUGACUAGUUUUAUCAACCGGUUUGAAGGUGUCGCUACUAAUCAUCUUAUUGAUGAAACAGCUGGGGUCUCUUCCUCUUCUACAUCGCAUAAUGGUGUUUUAGAGGGCUCCUAUUCAUCCUUUAAAUCGCCACAAUAUGAAAAUACCACCAUAUUUGUAUCUCGUUUCGGAGUAGAGUUGAUUCGUGAAUCACCUAGGACCAUCAUUUCAACAACAAAGCUAUCUUCCACCAACGAAUUUUCAAGCACUGGUUCCGGGGACUCGGAGACAUUCGUUAAAUCGCCAAAACACGACUCUACCACCGUACUUGUGCCUCAGUUUGGAGUGGAAAGGAUUAUUGAGUCACCUAGAUCGAACCUUUCAACAGCGGAGCUCUUUUCCAACGUCAUCUUUCAAAAUAUUGGAUCUGAGAGUUCUGAUUCAUUCCCCACAUCGCCCCAGUUCAAUAAUGCUACUACUUUUGCCCUCUCUUCUCCAAUUGAAAAUGUUCUUGAAUCACCUAGGCACAUCUUUUCAACAACAAAGCUGUAUUCCACCAACGUAUACCCAAAUAUUGGCUCAGAGAACUCGGAUACAUUCGUUACAUCGCCAAAAUUUGUCUCCACCACCGUACCUGUGCCCCAUUUUGAAGUGGAAAGGAUUAUUGAGUCACCCAUACCCAACAGUUCAACAACAGGGCUCUUCUCCACCGAUACUUCUCAAAAAAUUGGAUCUGGGAAUUCUCAUUCAUUCUCCACAUCGCCACAAUUCGAUAAUGCUACUACUUUUGCACCCUCUUCUCCAAUUGAAAAUGUUCUUGAAUCACCUAAGCAGAACUUUUCAACAACAAAGCUGUAUUCCACCGACGAAUUCCCAAAUAUUGGCUCAGAGGAUUCGGAUACAUUCGUUACAUCGCCAAAAUUUGACUCUACCACCGUACUUGUGCCCCAUUUUGGAAUGGAAAGUGUUAUUGAGCCAACCAUACCCAACAGUUCAACAACAGGGCUCUUAUCCACCAACACGUCUCAACACAUUGGAUCUGAGAGCUCUGAUUCAUCCUUCACAUCGUCACAGUUUGCUAAGACUACUAUUUUUGCGACCUUUUCUCCAAGUGAAGAUAUUUUUGAAUCAUCUAGCCCGUUUCUCUCAACAACAGAGCUCUCUUUCACCGAUACAUCACAAAGUGGUGCUCAUGCGUCGCCACAACUUGAUACAACCUUCUUACCCUCUGUUCAAAUUGGAAAGAUCUCUGGAUCGUUAAGUUCUAUCCAUCCAACAACUGAACUCUUAUCUUCAAGUGCAUCUUCUGAGGAAGUAAUUAUUCGCUUUUUUGAUGAUGAUCUAUAUUCCAAAUCAACACAUCCUUCAUCUGACAGGCCAGAUAUUACCUCAAACAGG